Molecule: messenger RNA, 1194 nt
Organism: Anoplopoma fimbria (sablefish)
Lineage: Eukaryota; Metazoa; Chordata; Actinopteri; Perciformes; Anoplopomatidae
Gene: faslg
Product: Fas ligand (TNF superfamily, member 6)
Exons: 4
Coding region: 8-862 (284 amino acids)
Biological process (GO): immune response; extrinsic apoptotic signaling pathway via death domain receptors; positive regulation of canonical NF-kappaB signal transduction
Cellular component (GO): membrane
Molecular function (GO): tumor necrosis factor receptor binding
Source: RefSeq, a predicted model, not a curated record
GCAUCAGAUGCACACACACAACUUGUCUAACUAUAGCACCUGCACCAUGAGCCAUAACCACCAAAACUACCCGUUCCCAAAGGUGUACCUCGUGGAUGGCGGCGGCGGCGGCGACGGCAGCCCGCAGCACUCCACAAAGCAGCAGAACAUUGUGCCCUGCUGGACCUUCCCGCCGGCCCAGGAGAGGGAGAGGGGCCGUGGGAAGAGUCGGGGCUGGAUGGGAGUCAGCCCCGGACUGGCCCUCAUCGUGCUGAUGCUAUUCCUGUUGGUGUUUGUGGCCCUGGGGUUUGAAGCCUACCAGAUCAACUGCAUGCAGGCAGAGCUGAGAGAGAUGAGAAAGGUUACGGCCGUGACUGAGUUUAAUGGGUAUCAGAAACAAAUAGGUCAGGAACCUGAGAUGAACAAAGAAGAGAAAAAGGACAGACCUGCAGCACACCUGAUAGGGCGGGUAGAAAAAGAACAAUUCCCUAAGACUUUGCGAUGGGAGUCUCUGGUGGGCCGGGCGUUCACCUCGGGGUCGGUGGAGUACAGGUUCAAAGACGGCGGCCUACAACUGAACGAGAGCGGACUCUACCACGUCUACUCGCGGGUGGAGAUGAUCUUCAAGGACUGUUCGCCCUCGUCCUCGUUCGUCCACUCCAUGUUCGUGAGGAGAGCCGGGCGAACCUUACCUAUGACCUUGAUGGAGGCCAACAGAGCGGGUUUCUGUUCUCAACAGCGGGGGCACGCCUGGACCACAGAGAGUUACCUCGCCUCCGCCCUUCAGCUGGAGAAAUCCGACAGAGUUUUUGUGAAUGUAUCGCACCCGCAUUAUCUUAGUCAUGCACAUUAUGCCAACUUCUUCGGUCUCUACAAGAUCUGAAGGCCUUGUGUGUUAUAAAGUAGUAAUGAUGCUCAUGUGAAAGCCGCCCAGAAUGUCUCUGAAGCUUACUGAAUUAUUGUGUGAGUACUAUACAAUAUAAUUGCAAUGAAUAGCAUGUUGUGAAAUGGUCUGCAACGUUAAAAACCCUCUUCAUUGCCAGCUUUAAGAAUUGGGGGUGAAAUUAAUUGAAGUUCCAGACACAUGCAUAAAACAAAUGUAAAAUAAAAUGUAGAUAGAGUCAGUAAACACUAACAAACUGAUUUAGUUGUAGCAUUUUUAAAUAUUUAUUUUAUGGUUGGAUUGGGGUCUGAUCUGGUCUUAAUGUGUGUACA